UAAACGUUGGUUGCCAACUGCCAAUCAAAUCAAGUAAGACGAGGAAGAAGAAGAAAAGGAGCUUUCCUUUUCAAAGUGAUCAGCGCAAUCAUAAAUGUGUUUCCCUCUCAUUACACAGUGAACCAUGUCGUAUUUCCGUCUAACUUCAAAAAACUCUGCAAAGAGCCAAAAAGCAAAACAAUCCUCUACCACAAGUCGCUUCAAAGACAUUCACAUCAAUGAAGAAGUCAAAAUUUCAAUUAAUUUGGCACUGGAGAGGUUUCGUUACAGUGACCAGAAAGAAAUGGAGUUUCCUUCUUCGCUUUUCUCCAAUGAGCGAGCCUUCAUUCAUCGUGCAGCACAGUCUUUGGGAUUCAUUUCUAAAAGCAAAGGGAAAGGCUCAAAUCGCUUCCUCACCAUCAGGAAAAAGAAUCUCCGAGACAGUUGUAGGUCUGCCAUGCUUCUGACACUUUCCCAAACCUCUUUACAUGCCAUCCACAUCCUUCUUGAGAAGUUUCCUAUCACCAGUAAAGAGCGUGAAGACCUUCAAGCCAGCAGCAAAAGCAAGCUGUCUGUCGCUACACAACAUGACAACAGCUUUGACAUGAACAGGCCAAAGGGGUGCCUGGAUAGUGGCAUUUCUGUGGUUCCCCCAAGGAGGAGGGCAUCAGAGUUUGACAGUUUCCGCCGUGCGCUGCCUGUGUAUGAGCAUGAGGAACAGAUAGUCAGACUAAUUGGAGAAAACAAAGUGGUACUGAUCGUAGGAGAGACGGGUUCUGGGAAAACCACCCAGAUUCCACAGUUUCUGUUGGACGACUGCAGCAAGAAAGGAGAGUGCUGCAGAAUUUUCUGUACUCAGCCCAGACGCCUGGCUGCUAUCACUGUCGCUGAGAGAGUGGCAGCUGAGAGGGGAGAGACAAUCGGCAAGACUGUUGGCUAUCACAUUAGACUAGAGAGCAGGGUUUCUCCCAAGACUCUUCUUACUUUCUGUACGACUGGAGUUUUACUCAGGACACUCAUGGCUGGAGAUGUCAGUCUGGCAUCUGUCACACAUGUCAUUGUGGAUGAGGUGCAUGAGCGCGAUGGUCUCACUGACUUUUUGCUCACGAAGAUGCUUGAUGUACUUGAGGAAAUACCUGCAAUAAAACUGGUUCUCUCCAGUGCUUCUUUGGAUGUUGACUUGUUCCUCAAGUAUUUUGGCGCUUGGUCCUGUCCUGUUUUUCAUCUCAAAGGAAGACAGUAUGAAGUGAAACAACAUUUUCUUGAAGACAUUUUGAAGUUCACCGGUUUUAACAAUAAAGAAGUGGGCAAAAACAAGGAAGAAUCCCAGAGAAGGAAGGAGACUCAGGACCUUUUGACAAAGAGGGACAAAGUAGAGGAGAAAACCAGGAUUGAAGAUGGGCAAAACACACACCUGGCAUCCUCUAACUUAUUCAGGGCCAGCAAUGAUCUGGAUGAAGGAGGCACCAUCAAGACACUGAAUGUAAAAGGCUCAGAGCAGUUGCAGCCAUGGCUCGUGAAAGAGAUGGAUACUUGCAUUGCUAAUAUUUUCACGAUUGCAGACCAGGAAUAUAUUGUUCAACUCUUCAAUCUCAUUCUCUAUGAAAAUGUUAAUGUUAACUACAUGCACAGCAAGACAGGGGCCACACCUUUGAUGGUGACAGCAGGUCGAGGGUUCCUCGCAGAGAUGGAGCAGUUGCUUAACAUGGGGGCGGACAUCAACUUGAAGGCAGGAAAUGGAUGGACUGCCUUGGACUUUGCAAAAAGCAUACAACAAUUAGAUGCUGUUGAUCUUCUUCAGUCUUCAAUUGCCAUUAAAACAAAAGACCAGAAUGAGACCCCAAUGUUUCAGUGUGCCAGUGCUGAGCAAACCUCCGAAGACCAGGACCUGCUCAAACUGUACCAUCACAUCUUUGAUGAUGAGUUUGUAGACCUAGAUCUCAUCAUGGAACUGCUGCACAUGAUCUGCUCAACCACGUGUGAUGGUGCGGUGCUAAUUUUUCUUCCUGGAUAUGAUGACAUUGUGUCGCUCAGGGACCGUAUUCUCUACGAUGAUACGAGAUUUUCUACCGUUUCCAAAAGGUACCAGGUGUUCACACUUCAUUCAGACAUGCCAAGCAUUGAACAGAAAAAAGCCAUGAAGAAGUCUCCACCGAGUGUUAGAAAGAUUAUUCUUUCUACUAACAUUGCUGAGACAAGCAUCACCAUUAGUGAUGUUGUCUUUGUGAUUGAUUCUGGAAAAGUCAAAGAGAAAUCUUUUGAUACCAUCAGUCGCAUCUCAAUGUUAAAGAGAGUCUGGAUUUCAAAAGCCAGCGCUCUUCAACGAAGAGGAAGAGCCGGACGCUGCCAACCAGGGAUUUGCUUCCACCUCUUCAGUCAACUAAGGUUCAACAACAUGCAGGAGUUUCAGGUUCCACAGCUGCUACGAAUGCCUCUACAGGAAUUAUGUCUGCAGACCAAAUUGCUGACUCCCUCUCCAGUAUCUGAGUUCUUGUCCAAGGCUCCACAACCUCCUACAGCACAUGCUGUAAAGAGUGCUGUGCAGAUGCUUAAGACAAUAGAUGCUAUGAACGAGAAUGAAGACCUGACUGAUCUUGGCUUCCAUUUGGCUGAUCUACCUGUUGAGCCCAAUCUGGGAAAGAUGGUCCUAUGUGCUGUAGUGCUGAAGUGUCUAGACCCCAUUUUGACCAUUGCUUGUACAUUAGGUUAUCGGGACCCCUUUAUUCUCCCUGUCCAGGGCUCUCAGAAGAGGGCUGCUCUUCAGUGUCGUAAACAUUUCGCUUCCAACAGCUUCAGUGACCACAUGACCAUGCUGAGAAUUUUCCAGGCAUGGCAGAAGGCUCGCAAUGAUGGCUCAGAGAGGUCCUUCUGUGAAAAGAACUAUCUUUCUAAUGCCACCAUGGACAUGAUUCUUGGCAUGAGAACGCAGCUGCUGAGACACCUUCGCGCAACUGGCUUUGUGAGGGCCCAUGGGGAAAGUGAUAUACGAGAUGUGAACAUCAACUCAGAAAACUGGGCAGUGGUGAAGGCAGCCUUGGUUGCUGGCAUGUACCCAAAUCUGCUUCAUAUUAACCCUGAGACAAAGCUGCCCUCUAGUCAUAAGGAGAAGAAAGUCAGUUUUCACCCUACAUCCAUAUUGAAUCAGUCCCACAACACAGAGGGUAGUUCAUCUAAAUCAUCAAAGGCCUUUCCUACAGAAUGGCUCAUCUAUGAUGAGAUGAGCAGAGGCAACAGAAUUGCCAGUGUUCGCUGUUGUACUUUGGUGACACCCAUCACUGUUGCCAUAUUUGCAGGCGGUUCCAGACAUCGUUGCUCUGGCCUCCAUGAAGCUACUUUUCAAAAAGACAGUCCAGCAGAUGACAUGAGUGACAGUGAGACAGAGGAUGCCACUGCUGGUUUGAGAAUUGAUGAGUGGCUCAUCUUCCAGACAAACCAUGAGUCAGCAGAAUUGGUGUUUGACCUGAGGAACAAGUGGCAUAAUCUGUUCAUCAGGAGAAUCUGUUGUCCGUCAAAUCCCUGGUCUCAACAAGAUGAGAUGACCGUUCAAACCCUUGCUUCCGUGCUUACAACAGAAGAGCAUGGAGCAGGCUUGAUGCAGCCCUCAGGGAUAGGCCAGCGUCCCUGUCCUUCAGUGCCAGAGAGGCUCAUUCAGAACUCCAAAGGGAACCCAAAGCUUACCCGCAACGCCACUGAUGACAGAUUACCAGGAGUCUCAGGCCAAUGUCAGAGGAAACCUCAUAGCAGUGAUAAGUCUUCACUGAGCAAAAGUUAUCUUGUGGAGCACCAUCUCUCUUCCAGCAAUUCCACCGCCUCUGUGAGCUUGGACAGUCAGUUUGACAGCCCAUUCUCUUAUUUCUCAGAAAAGCAUUGCACAAAACAGGUGUUACCACAGCUGGAAUUGUUAUCAGCCCGUUACUUCAUCAUGAAAAGCAGCAACUUGAGGAACAUCGAAAUUUCUCAGCAAAAAGGCAUCUGGUCCACAAUUCCAAGUAAUGAGACCAAACUCACCAAAGCCCUCCAGGAGAAUGAAGUCAUUCUCAUCUUUUCUGUUCAAGGCUCUGGACACUACCAGGGAUAUGCUCGCAUGUCUUCAUCUGUUACUUACACCAGUUGCCAGGAUUGGGGGUUUGGGCGAUUAGGAGGAAUUUUUUGUGUGGAGUGGAUCUGCAAGGAAAAUCUACCUUUCCAGUACACUCAGCAUAUCCUCAACCCAUUGAACGGCAACAAGAAAGUUCAAAUCAGCAGAGACGGACAGGAGUUAGAUGCCCAGGCAGGCAGAUUGCUGCUGUCUCUUUGGGAGAGAAUUACCAAGUAAUAGCAAAAUUGGUGUUCACACGUCACUUCAACAUCAGUGGGACACCCGUCCGCAUUAUCUCCAGCACUAUUUAUAUCAGUUUUUCAAGUUCCAAACCACUGAUGGAUCUAACUGUUAACAUCUGUUAAGCAUUUCUUACAGAAUUUGAGUAAUUCAAAGGAAUAUAACGUGGUAGUAACUGCAAUUGAAGACAACAGUAUGGGGACAGGUUUAGAAUGUUCAUGUCUCAUCUGUUUCAUCUGUGUUUAAAGUUGCCGCUUAGAUUGUUUACUGUUUGUAUUCCAGGUAUAGCGUGUGUGUACUUAUUCUUUACAAUGUUAUGUCCAUAAAAUACAGGAAAGUUAAAUACUGCCCUUUUGCAUAUUUCAAUUUUAUGCUGUUUUAUUAUUUCUACUAUGCCUUUGAAAUCGUUUCAAACAUUCUGCUGACAAUAUUUGAAUCCAAGGAAUGUUUGUCCAUUCACUGUUUCUAUACUGUAUUCAUAGAUAAAUAAACUAUAGUUUGUUAUUCAUA
Molecule: messenger RNA, 4807 nt
Organism: Syngnathus acus (greater pipefish)
Lineage: Eukaryota; Metazoa; Chordata; Actinopteri; Syngnathiformes; Syngnathidae
Product: 3'-5' RNA helicase YTHDC2
Exons: 32
Coding region: 125-4294 (1389 amino acids)
Cellular component (GO): intracellular anatomical structure
Molecular function (GO): ATP binding; protein binding; RNA binding
Source: RefSeq, a predicted model, not a curated record